GAUCACUUUAGAUUCAAGAUGGCGGGUGCAGCGAGUGAUGCAGCGUCGAUGUUAGCUGAAGCCUUACAGAAAAUGGACGGACUCAUUUCCGAUGACCAACUUAUAAUGGAAAGCUUAAAAAGUCAGUAUCAUGGUCAUGUAACAACCAACAAUAGAAUUCUCUCCCUAGUGGAAGAGCUUAGGGCUCAUGUCGAAGAGUUGCCUAUUAAUACCAGGUCAGCAAUUGAAGUUCCUGAGUCAACCGUUGCUCUUCUCAUUGAUUGGUUGAGAUCUAUGCAGGUAACCAAACUAAUAACUUUGUUCGCAGACAAUUUACCUUUAUUUUUACUUGCGUAAUUGCUGAGGAAAUUUUUGUUUGUUUGUUUGUUUUUAACUUUUAUAUUCAAUUCCUGAUGUAGACAACCUUCAAAAGUGAACGACAUCAAGGCGAGCCUUUGACAAAUGGUGAAGCACAUAUUUCGUUGGUCAGUAGAUUAGAAGCGGAAAAAGAAUCGAUGAUCUUACAAGUUAGUGUUCUUACGGAUCAAGUAGAAGCUCAGGGAGAGAAAAUAAGAGAUCUGGAGUUUACGAAAGAGGAAAUGCAAAUAAAAUUAGAAGAAGCAGAACAACUGCUUGAUAGCGUGAGUAUACAAUUAGUCUCGCUUGCGUAAGCAGCGAGACUCAUAAUCUGCAACCUGUUUUUCUUCGUAUUUACGACACAAAAGGGGGUUCAUUGUGCGAGGCAUUCCUAGCUGAGGCCCGGGAAACUGGGAAUAAGAAUCGUUGCCUAACCAAAGCCACCCAUGUUUUGCGAAGAAAGCUUAGGAAAGAUUAAAUGUAGAGCUUUUCGAAAACAUGUCGGUCCAUCGCUUGAAAGCUUGAUUACCAUGGACCAACUGAACACUGUACUGAGUGGUCGAAAAAAAAAAAGAAGAAUCUUACUUAGCAAAACUGUGAUGGUCGGAUGUUGUAAACUUUCAUUGUAUGCAAAUGAGUCUUGUGAUGAGGACGCGGUUUAUUUUCGGCCAUGAUUGAAAUGAUGUGCAAUGUAAAUCACUUUUUUGAUCUCUGACAAUGCUGUAAUUUCUCUGGAUUCAAGGCCCUUGAAUUUUCGUGUUUUUAUACACGCGUACAUAGCCUGCGACAGCACAUGUAUUUCCGGUCGUCGCUAACACGCAUACUAAAUUAAUUCAGAAAGAAAUAAAAAGUAAAUAUCCUGAAGAAUGCUCGACGUCGCUUAAGUAGGAAGUACAAAACCUUUAGCAAGUAAAUCCUGUUUCGUGUAGAAUUAAUCGCCUCCUCAUUUCUUGAUCUAAUCUCUAAGCACGUGAGACUGAACACCGCUCUAAGAGUGUUCUUGUUCCAUUCUAUGAUGAGCCGUGUGGUGUGUGGGCAGGGUCACAUACAUCCAAAUAUUCAUGUUACAAUGAAGUGAUUAAGAAUCUCAAUGUGAUUUCAAUGUAAUUCAAAAACACUUCUCUGCGAAACAAAAUUUUCCCCUUGGGAGGGACAGGAGCUUGACACUGGGGUCAGGGGUGCCACCAAUGGUUCAUCAGAACCCUGGCCAAUACCCCAUCCUGUUUAGGACAAAAACAAAACCUAAAGUGGGAAAGCCAACACAGUCCAUUUAAGAACCUAUUUAGGACAAGCAAAAUAUAUUGUAUACUCUGUUCUCACUGGUGGCUAAAAACCAUGCAGGUUCUUGUAAUAAGCAUUAGGAUAAAAAAAGGAUUACAAAGGGGAUUGAAAUUUGUUUGUGCAUGUUCUUUGGGGUAGUGUUAGUAAAACACUGUUUAUCUGUCAGUUUUCCCGAUGGUGGGAUAUUGACGAGGACCACAUAACCAUAAUUUGUGGAUGGCUUGUGUCAAGAGAAAACUGUUUGUGAAAAUAAAUCAAAUUAGAAAAAAAUUAAAGUAGAGAUUGAAUUUACAUUUUAAUAUUAUGGGUUGCUAUUUUUUUGGUCUUUAGGAGACUUUGAAGUCAUCAAAUCUGUUAAAGAAAAAACUAGAGUUGGAGACAGAGGUUUCUUCACUACAAAAAGCCCUGAACAAACUAAAUCCAGGAAGUGGUUCAACAGAAGGCUCAGUACGUUACUCUUAUGGUAUACAUGUACCUUUCAUCAUGCCCGCCCAGCCAGUAUAUUGUGUCUGUGGAAGUUAGGAGAGUGACCUUGUGGUGUUUAUUGCCCAAGGCUGGUGGGGUAAAGAUGUUGACCAGAACAAACCUCAAGGGUUAUAACUCUCACCUUGUAAAAGAAAGAUCAGUAAGCUAUUUACAGGCAUGGCAGAGGAGUUGUACUGGAGCCCAAAAAAAAAACAAAAAAAGCAAAACAAUCCAGCUAGUGAACAGAGCGGGAACUGGACUUACAAUGUCCAACAUGCUAACUACUUGGCUGCACAGCCUCUUUUGACAGAAUGGUGAUUAAUUUUUUUAACCAUUUUGUUGGCUGGAUCACUGACACUUACUUGUUGUAUAUUCUACAGGAAAGAUAUGAAAGCCUAUUAGCAGAGAAAGACAUGGAAAUUGAAAUGUUAAAAGACCACAUUGAGGUGCUACUAGAUGAGCAAGAAACACUUAAUGGACCUGAUCAUACCGAAGGUAAUAAAAAGGUACAGAAAGCUAGCGGCUUCGCUUGUUAUGUACUGAUUGCACAAUUUUUGCGUAAUAAAUUGGUCCUAGAUUCCAUCUGAGUACACUUGCUAAUUCAUAAGAAUUCCCAACAAAGGGUUUAUUUAUUUAUUUAUUUAUUUAUUAUUUUCCCACAAUAAAGAUUACACAAGCAUUACAUUAUACAAAGAUGUGGCGAGGGGACCUCAGAAAACCACAAGGCUUGUACGAGGAGGCCCCCUCGUUACAAUAAUAUUAAGCAAUAGAACUAUAACAACACACAACAACGGACAGUACAAGACGCAUUAUCGAUAUAGUAGAAAAUCAAAACUUUCGCUUUAAAACGAUUGCAAUGUAAAAAUCAAGUGACUGAGUUUGGUAAAGAAUUCCAAAUUUUAGGGCCUUGGAACAAAAUAGAAAAUUGUUUGGUGUUAGUUCGGCAGGCAUGAGAACGGAAAUGCGAGGAACUUCUAGUAUUAUAAUUAUGAAUAUUGCUACUAGUAACAAAAAGGUUCGAAAAAAAAGCGGUGGCAGUAAUUGAUGAUAAUAUGAAAACAUAAAUUGUGCAGUAUAGAAUGAAUUAAUGUUGUAUAUGUCCAAAAUCUUUAAACGGAAAAAUAAUGGUUCAGAGUGCGCUGAAAAAAUCUGCAUUUGUAAUAAUUGCACUGCUCGCUUUUUGUAGAAGAAAAAUUCUAUUAAGGUUUGUUACAUAAGUGGAGGACCAAACUGUGGUACAAUAUGUUAAAUAAGGAUAAAUUAAGGUAUAAUAAAGAGACUUUUUGUUGUUUCAGAAAGAAAGAAACGAGACCUAAACAUGACGCCAAUAGAUUUUGAAAUUUUCUUACAUAUAUAAGUAAUAUGCGGCUUCCACGUUAGAUGCUCGUCGAUAAAACCCCUAAAAAUUUAACUACCUUUACUUGUUUUAAUAAAACCUCAUCGUACAAGACAGGAUUUAUUGGGAAGUCGACUGGUUUUUGCCUUGCUGCAAAAAUGAUAUAAUUAGUUUUCGUUAUGUUAACAGAGAGCUUAUUUGCUUUCAUAAAAGAUCAAUUUGAGAUAAAUCAUUAUUUACGGCAGAAAUAGCACAAUUUAAAUCGGGAUUAGAAUAAAACACACUAGUAUCAUCUGCAAAAAGCAUAGUUUCAGCAAGACGAGUAGCACAAGGGAGGUCAUUGAUAUACAAAACAAACAAUAAUGGUCCUAAUAUAGAACCUUGAGGGACUCCACAGCUCAGAGUCAGCCUAAUAGAACAAGUCUCUUUGUACUGGACAAACUGCACGCGAUUUGACAAAUAGCUUUUCAACCAGCUAAGUGCUAGCCCAUGAAUCCCAUAAUGCUCAAGCUUAGACAAGAGUAUUUGAUGGUCUAAAGUAUCAAAUGCUUUUGAUAAGUCUAAGAAUAUGCCAACUGUAUAUUCGCUUCUGUCAAUAGCAGUUGCAAUUUUAUUAAUAAGAUGAAUUAAAGACAGCGCUGUAGAAUAUUUUUACGAAAUCCAAAUUGGCAACAGUAUAAGAUAUCUAAACGAUCUAAAAAAAUUUGUAAUACUGAUUGUGCAUAACUCUUUCAAAGAAUUUAGAAAAAUUAGAAAGAAGCGAAAUUGGACGGUAGUUAGUGAAAUACUGGGAAUCACCAGCUUUAAAUACCGGAAUCAGUUUAGCAAUUUUCAGUUCAUCAGGAAAUACUCCUUUAAUAAGAGACAAAUUGAUUACAUUGGCCAAAGGCUGAGAAAUGAGAUCAAAGGUGCUUUUUAUUAUAUCCAUUGAAACGUUAUCAUAUCCAGGCGACUUUCCAGAUUUAAAAGAGUUGCAUAUUUGAUUUAGUUCCAAAUAUUAGUUGGAUUUAAGAUAAGCGACUCAUUAACAGAAGCGCCAAGAAAACUACGAAAAGAUACUUGUGUGUCUGGAAUUUUCCUUGCUAAAUUCGGACCUAUGUUGGUGAAGAACUUACAAAAGCAGUUAGCUAUUUCUUGUGGAUCAUUUAACAGUUUUCCAUCAGAGAAAAAGGAAUUUGGCAGAGCUGCUUUUCUGCUCGGUUUGUUGAUUACAUCAUUGAUUAGUUUCAAGUUUCUUUCAGGUUAUUUUUAGCCUUCUCAAAUUUUAUAUCAUAGUACUUUCGUUUAGCAAUUUUUAUAAGAUGAUUCAGUUUGUUCCGAUAGCGUUUGUAUUUUAACUCAGUAGUUGAGUCCCUAGAAUUAAUGAACUGCUUAUAGAGUUUAUCUUUUUUCCUGAUAGAAACAAGCAGAGAUUGCGUUAUCCAAGGGAGCGAUUACUUUCUUUUGUUUUAAGUUUUAUCGCUUUUAAUGGAAAGCUUUCAUUGUAUAAUCGAACAUACUCACUCACAAAACUAUUAUAACAUUCAUUAGUAUCGCUUUCAUCGAAACGUAAAUUCCAAUUAACACGAGAAAGAGAGAGCCGAAAAUUGCUCUUAUUUCUUUCUGAAAAAUCUCUUUUAGUGAGAUAUUUAGUUUGGCUAUUUUUCGACGCUAUUUCUGUCUCAUCCACUUCAUAAACAAAAACCGGUAGAUGGUCAGAAAUAUCAUUAAUAACAAUACCAUUGAAAUGUUUACACCUUACAUUAUUCGUGAAUAUAUUAUCAAUAAGUGUGGCCGAAUGAGCAGUGAUCCGAGUCGGUCUAUUGAUUAGAGGAAUGAACAUUGGGAAUGUUAAUUUCAACAAAAAGAGUUUCGAUCACUUCAGGUUCAGAAUAAUUACAAUCGCGGCAUAAUUUGUAUUCUAAAUCGUCAAGUAAAUAAAGACCUGCUCCACCGGCGGACUUGCUAUCGCGGUGGUUCGAAAUAAAUUUAUAUCCAGGUAUUUCCACCUGGUCCGACGUAAGCUCAGUUAGCCAGGUUUCCGAUACGCAUAUGGCAGAAAAUGGAUUUUGCAAAUGACUAAGCAGGAAUUUAAAUUUAUCUAAAUGACCGAUUAGGCUUCGUGUAUUAAUAUGAAAUACAGAGAAGCAAGGAGAAUUUGAACUAUUAGUUAGCUUAGCAUUAAUUUCAUCCUCAGUAUAAUAAUUACUAGGAGGAGGAGAAAAAGUAAACUGUUGAUCUGGAUCUAACUCAUUAAAGAAAAACUGAUUAGAGACAGACGAAUUAUCAAUUGGGUUGUACAAAAGAGAGCUUAAUCGUUCGCUAUCAUAAUGUAGAGGUCCAUCGUCAUUUCAUAUAAAGCAAUAUUAAAAUCGUUAUUGCCUAAAUGAGAAAAAGGGAGCUCAGGCUCAGGGAGCUCAGAGUCAGAAGCCAUUUGGCUUCACUGGCUAAUAAUUAACUGUCAAUGUAUAUAGCCCGAUACUUAGCUUUGUCUUGAGUUCUUGAACUCCUCAAAAUUUGCCAUAGACAUAAAAGAAUAGACUUGGGAUGCUGGGUUAUCAUCUUUACGCAACAAAACUUUGCCAUUCUUUGUCCAGGCAAACUUGAAGUGAUUUACCCUCUUGAACUCUUUAACCUUAGCCAAAAGCUCAUGGGUUCUUCUGGGUCAAGCUCUCGUUGAUAUACAAGUCAAACUCUUCGGUAAAACCAAGAUCCAUAGCUGUCUUACUCCUUAUCUCUCUUUCUGCUCAACAAACGGUCACGGACAUUACGACGACAGAACUUUACAAUUAUUGGAGGGCAUUUCGCCUUCUCUACUUGGCAGACGAUGGCUGAUAGAAAUGUCGGCCAACGAGAUCUCAAGCUCAGGAUCAACCAACUCCACAAGCUUACACACAAGAUCGUCUGUUUCUUCAUCAGGUCGCGUGAGGCACGCCCAUGUAUUUCCAACAUAUCACGACGAAGAUACUGCUUUAAUGCCUCGCUGUCGUUUUCGACUUCCUCCAGCUUAAUUUCAAGAUUGUUUAAGCUGCCCUUUCAGGGCAUCUACUUCUGAUCUCAGGCGCCGGUUCUCCAGUUAGAUCUUCAGUUGCCUUCUUAGCCUUUUUUCAAUUUGGCGUCAACAAAAGCUUGGCUUCGUUUAAUUUCGCCUAUAUCAUCUUUGUAAAGCUUGAAGUACUUAAGCAUCAUAUCGUGAAUAGACUCAGAUUGCUCCUUCAACCGUCUUGUCAGAAUUACUUCAAAAUCCUGAAGACCGGCGGCCAUGUUUAUUGCUUCGUUGCCAUCCCGGAAAGACACACUUUCUUCGGUUUCGGAUAAUUCCGCUUGUUCUGCUGCCGUCUGAUUAGCAGAUUGAUUUGACGGCUUCUUUUGGCCUUUUUUUGAUUUACCAGACAUGUUUUAGAACGUUUAGAACUCAAAGAAAUGGGGAGCUCAGAAAAAUACGUCUCACCCGUCCGUCACCACGUGUGUUGUUCUUAGGUUUAACAAACAAAAGCUCUAAUAACCAGGCUUGUGAACCUUCUAAAUUGGUGAAGUGCCUUUAUUUCCACUUAAUUAAGUAGUAGGAUGCUAAGUACUGUACAUGCAGACUGUAAAAUGGUUGUCUCUAUUCCACCCCCAGGUCAGCCCUCUAUGGCCUUGAAAUCACAGCUGAGAGAAAAAGGUAUUUCAUGUUGCAACUAUAAUCAUUUUUACUAGUGGAAGUUUGAACAUGAUUCUAAUUAGGAAGCUUACAAAAAGUGGUAUAGCAUCAAACUCAACUGCACUCAGGUACCAAUUGGUUUUCAUUUGAACCAGUGGCAUUAAUAGGUCCUUUUUGCUCCUUUGAUAGCCUCAGAGGUAAACCAAUUGAAAAUGGAAGUUGACUCCUUGACAGCAUCUUGCCAAGAAAAGGACCAACAGUUACAGGAAGCUCAACAAUCAAUUCUUAAGUUUAAAAGAGUGAGUGAUUCCUUUAACAGAUUUGCUGAUUUUACAAAACUUGCGAAAAACAUGAAUAUUAAUGUUUUUAAGGGUCAGAAGUAGCUUGUACUAGUUGUAAUAAGCCUCCCGUUGAUUUUGUUAUCAUUUGGAAGUAUCGCUGUCCUGUCUUUAUCUGGCUCUAUGUAGUAAAAGCCAUGAUGAGAGUUCAAUGAUGGUUACCCGUUGCGCUUUUGAUCAUAUUUGCAUGGAAAAGGCGCGUUAUAAAUUUUUAAUUAUUAUUAUUAUUAUUACCCAAAAAAAUUGAAUGCAUAUUUGGAUGCAACAUCUUUCCCAGGAUUCUCUUCUACUCAUCAGGAGAGAAUUCUUGGAACAUUAAAUAAUAGCCUUAUGAAAUUGAAGGGUUCUCAGCUCAGCAAUUUGACAUUGUCAAUGAUAUUACUGAUUUUAAGAUAGAAGAGAUGCUUAUGAAAGCAAACCAGCAGAAAGGUUCCGAUGGAAGCCCGGUUGUUUCACUAGAUGGUAUGGACAGUAGCAGUGUUCACAGUGCAGAUGCUUUGACAACACCUAGCAGUACAAGUAGUCCAGAGCCAUACAGCCAUCAGACUCCAAGUUCUCACAGUCGGCCUGGACUGCUUACAGGUGCCUAGCUAACUUUCCACCAUAAUUAUAUCCUAAACCUCUCUUUCAUGUUCACUGUCCAUUGGUAACGUGCUCCAUGUUCCUUUUCCAUGCUCCAGUUAACCUAUUACCUCAAGCUCAAAUCAGUUUAAGUUAGUGCUGGUAUGUUGAUGUGCUUUUUUUUCUUCUCAGAAUCAUAUACUCAAGCAGUAAACAAUCCUGUGACACCAAGUUUAAGAGCCCUUAAGACACAAACCCCUCCAAGUCCAUCAAACAGGAAGAGACAUGGUAUUAGAGCAUCAUUUGGCAAAGGCCUUAUGAAACUAAGAGGACAUAAAAGCUCAAGUGAACCUAGUUUAGGUAUGGGCUGUCUAAUAUAUAGCAAUAUUUGGUGUUAUACUGUUGUACAACGAACUUGGUUUUUCUCUUCUCUUGAAGGUUCAAUUUGCCCAAGUUUUCAAGGAGAAAUCACUAGGACUUUACGCAUAUUGACAUCAGUGUACAAAUCUCUUUAAAAAUUCUUUCACAAUUAACUGUCUCCAUGAAACACACAGGAGCUCUGGACUUAAGAACUCCAUCUUUCGUUUAUGAUAACCACGCGACCUUUCUUUGUUGCUUUUUGCUGUAGAGUAUUUGAUUGCACACAGUCAAGUUUGGAAAUCUCAAAUGUGUCAUUUCUGUGGUUACUCCUUUUGAUUUAGACAUUGAUCUACAAAAAUCAUUGGAUUUUUCUAGAAAAAUAGGAUUCUUUAAACGAUAAUAGAAAGUACAUGUAAUACAAGGAUACUAUACGGGUAAGUUAAAUUUAAAAACUUGUCCUCUUUUUGCACUUCAGUUGCGACAGAUCAUGCAGAUAAAGAGCAUAUACAAAUAAAGGUACAAUGUGUUGAUUUGCUAGUCAAAUUUACAAAUUCAUGUACACUGUACUGUCACUUUAACUUGAAAGGAAUAUAAAAGCUAUUUGUUAUAAUAUAGUAAAAAUAAUAAUGAUAAUUUAAAAUAUAUAUGCUCAUAUAAUAAGCUUAUGUAAUAGAGCUUUCACAAAAAUUAAUUAUCCAUUCAUUUUCUAACCCUGCCCACCAGUGCUUAACUUGGAUUGUGCUAUACUCACCACGAUGUGCAAAGUUUUGGGAGACAUUAUUUCUAUUAUUAGUUAGGGGGAAAAGUUCAUCAACCUCUUAUUUCCUUCAAAUUUUCAGUAAUAAGAGUUGUAGGUAAAUUCCUAAUUUCAAUUCUUGAACCACAAUCCUCUUCAUCAGAUGUUAACGAAACUGUUACAUGACUGUAAAUGUAAAGAUUUUUUAUUGUGCUGAGUGGCAAGAGUUUGUCCAGCAUCUGAGAGAUUUUGUCACGACCGGUAACCCAAGAUAAAUAACUAUACUAUAUGCAAAACAAGAAUAAAAAAUGUCAAGUUAGUUGAUGCUCCUGCCUUCUAUUAUGUUCAUUUUGAAAUGAGGGCGUGAUUCUCAACUAAUACAAAUGCCUGAAACAAAAAAUUCAAAUUGAACUUAACAGGGUUAAGACUCCCAACUGGCCAGAGGCAAACUAGUUGGUUAUUUACAAGCAUGGCCAAGGAUUUGAACUCGGGACUACCUUGAACAAAUCCAGCUAGUGGUCAGAGCGGGACUUGAACUCGGGGCCUCCAAAUUACAAGUCCGGUGCUCUAACCACUCAGUCUCGUUGCCUCCAAAGGUAGAAAUAGGAUGAACAGUUAUGACGUUUUUUUAUUUUUCAGACUUUUAGGUAUUUCAGGCAACAGCAAUUUGCUGUCUGUCCUCUUUAAAUUGUCUUUUGAAUUUGCCCCACAGAUGCAGCAUACUGUAGUGGUAUUGCUUAACAUGUGACACCUCUUGUGGAGAGCUGAGUUGUUCUCAGUUUAACUGAUCUUGUCUGCUUGUCCUUGCUUACUUUAGGACAUUGCUAAAGAACAAGAGAGAAAUCCUUCUCAGAAUCAAGACGAGGAAAAGAAAAAGAACUUAAGCAAAUUUGGAAAAGCAUUUAUUAAGUAAGUGACUGAACUAGUCUUUCUUGAUUUCUAUCAAAUGCAUUGUAAUAUUUUAUUAUUAGAAUUACUGGUAUAUAUUAAAAAGCAGCUAAUUAAGAUCAAGGAAUAAAAAAGUGAAAUUUUUCUCCAACAGAUUACGAAGGACAAAAUCUCUUAGCAUGAAUCCUAAUGAACGCGUUGGUCCUGCCGUGAAAACUCUUGAUCUCAAGAGAUUCACCAAUCACAGUCACAGAGAUUAUGGGUAACUAGUACACAAUGAAUUUUUUAAAAAGCUCUUGUCUUGUAAUAUAGGGCCAUGACUUAAACUAUCAGGAUAUAAAAAAAGUUUUAUACCAGCAACUGAUGAUAGACUCAGUUUGAUGAAACAUGCAGACUGCUGUGUGGUUGUAUUAAAUUUUGUGCUUCUUAUGGUUUUCUUGUUAACAUUUAAAAAGUAGCUAAAACGCAUUUAAGCUUGUUUGUGUCAUACUAUUCAGUGACCAGCUGGAGCUUCCAUUUGGUCAAUGGAGUCCACAGAUGGUAGUAAGCUGGUUAGAUGAUCUUGGAUUAGGGCAAUACUCUUUACAGUGUGGCCGACAUAUAACCUGUGGUCAGGACCUACUAAGAGCAUCACCCUCCCAGCUUGAAAAAGACUUGGGUUUUAAGAAUCCAUUACACAGAAAGAAAUUACAGUUGGCACUACAGGUUUGUUCCUUUGUGUAAGUUUAAAAUAAUACUUAUACCCAAGAAGCCAGAGACUUUUUUAUGCACAGUUUGGCUUCAGCUUCGAAUGAAGAUUUGUCAGCAUGCUACUAAACUAAAGCAUCCUCCAUUCCUCAUCCCAUCCCCCAAUGUGAGGUAGCACCUAGCAUCUUACACCCAGGGAAAGUAAAAUGACUGUAAAGUACAUCUAGAAUUAUCACCUGCCCUAGGAAUGUUUCUGUGAGUAUAUCAUUUCCAUUCUUUUAUUUAAUGUUGUAACUGUGUGUGUGAUUUGCUUGAUUUGUGUCUAUAUACAGGCAUUAAUUUCAGAAGGUCCAGAUGUUAUGGGCAGGCUAAGUAAUCAUUGGGUCUUAGGUAUGUUCUGAAAUGAGAAAUAUAUCACAAAAAUUUUUCAGCAAAUUGUGUUAUAGUGGACCUCCACGCGCACAUGAGCGGAGCCCCAUACCUAAGAAAAUGUACACCUGUCCACCUGUCCGUCCACACCCCAGGGAAACCAGUGUGAAAUGUCAAUUUUUUCUAGCUAGUGUAAGGGCCUGUAACCUGUGUUAACCUGAUAAUAUACAUCUAUAUCAUGGUCAAUUGACAGGUGUCAAAACAGGGUAUCCACUGACCAGUGUUGUGGGCUUAGAUGCCAACUCAUUGAGGCCACAUGCUUUCUUUAAGUUUUCUGCCUACCAGUUGUUAGCUUUUAAUUGAUCAUGGGCUCAAGUUUAUGUUUUUCAGUCACAUGGGUUUCCCAUAAAUUGUGGUCUUUUCAAUUUUGUGAAGUUCACUGUCUGCAGUAAAUUUAAAAUCCAUAAACGGAAGCUUUGCUUUUACCUCUAGCAAAAUCUACAUGUUAAGGAUAUGUACAUACAUACUUUAUUGGCUCGUCCCCACGGGGCUUUUCAGAGUCAAUAUGUCUGAAAUAUCAUCACUCAAGGAGUUCAGUAGCUCACAGCCACACUGUCUAUCUUAUGGCCCUUUUGUGACCAAAUUAAGUAUUAGCAGUUAAUAUUGUUGUAAAGUUUGUGAUAUAGAAGUUUCCCAAUUACUUUUUAGGUUGGCUUGAAGAUAUUGGCUUACCACAGUACAAAGAUGCUUUCAGUGAAGGCUCUGUUGAUGGGCGCAUGUUAAACUAUCUCACAUUUGUAAGUAAAGAAAAAGAAGAAAAUUCCAGUAUUACUAAAGUUGUUGCUUCAUGUUAUAAAUACAGAUGACAGGUCUUGAUGAUUAACUUAAAAACAAGUUAUUCCGAACACCCAGUGCUAUUAAAAUCUGUUUAAAUUUCUCGGUUCUCUGACGUUAUUUAUGAGAAUCUAUAAUAACCAGUUCUUGUGAAUAUGAGAGGUACAAGUGGAGAGGAAUCCAUUUAAAGUGCUUCUGCUCUUUCUUUAUUGGAAGGGCAGCCUUAGUAUAGCACUGAACCAGCUGCAAGGCUCAGAAGUGAGAACUUUAUUGGGGAACUGAAUUUCUGACCCUGUUCCUCCUAAACCCAAUCUAUUUGGAGCAAUGAGUAUUCAUGAUUUAAGUAUAAAUUUUAAUGUGUGAUUUUUUCUUGUAAUGAUAGAGUGACAUGCUUCAUCUCAAGGUACAUAAUGCACUUCACCAUAUCAGUAUCAAGCGGGCGAUACAGUGCCUCAGGUGAAUUCUACUUUAUUACCUCAUGCUUAAGCUUUUUAUCUUAAAUAUGAAAACUUGAAAGCUCCCAACUGUUGAAACACUAUACAUGUUACGCAAUAACAUUUUUAAGUGAAAAAACACCACCCUUCUUCGUUGUUCUUUUUUCAGUUUGUGAAGAAAUAAUUCUGAAAUUCAUAUCAGCAACUAAAGCUAAAUCGGCUUUGGAAUCUGUUUAUUUACUUUUCCGUUAUGACAAAAGCAAGUUCUGGCAUAUUAAAUAAGGAUAAUUUUUUCAGUAUGUUAUUAUUGUGAUGUUACUGUUGUAACUAGUUUAGUGUUUUUUUUUUUUAAAAAAUUAAAUCUUGUCUGAUGUAAUAUUGGUUUUUAACAGUUUAUGUAGCCAAAACCAUUUGAAACUUUUGUUAUCAGAAAUAUAAAAGCAAUAAUAAUAAAGCUUUAUAUGUUGAGUGGGAGUGAGAGACUUGUGCGUGUAUGUAUUCUGGUUGGGAGGGAGUGCUGUGCGUACCCCUCUGUCUCACCUUGCAAUCUACUAAUAAUUGAAAUUCUGCAAAAAUAAUGCUCUUAUUUAGCAAGUUGUAGUUAAAUCAAUGUUCAUGUUGCAGAUUACACAAUUUCCAUCCAAACUGUCUGAAGAGACAUCCUGUGGAUGAGGUAUGGUUUCUUAAGCCUCCAUCUACACUAAAUAAUCCACAAUACUAGUAAAAGCAAUAAAAUCAGAGUUAGGAGAAAGAAACAAAAUGCUUAAUUAUAUUUAAAAAAAACAUGAGUUAUUUCCUUGAAACCUGGCGAUUUUUGUAUGAGUGACUGUUACUUCAAGUCUUAAUGCCUGGUAAUAAUACGGUCAAACUAAGUCUACCAUUAAUCAAACAUUGCGUAAUUUGCAUUUUUAAAGGUAGACGGAAUAGCAAAGGAUAGACUUUGUUGUGUGUAUCUUUUGUACUUUAAGCUGUCAUAUAUGAUUAAUUUUAUUGCUCCAAUCAUUUUCAUGUACAGUAAUAUUCAGUUUCUGGACAAUCUCAAGCAAUAAACCUGUGCUAAACAUAGGAGAAAUAGGGUAUAUAAUUCUUGGUAUACUUACACUGAAGCAUUCAAAGUAGCCUCUGCAUAUGUUUCUUUAUUUCUUUAUUAUUAAUUUCAUUUAGUCAUGGUUAAAAGGUGCUGAUGUAUUACUUUGGACAAAUGGCAGAGUCACAGAGUGGUUGAGGUUGGUGGAUUUAGCUGAAUAUGCACCAAACCUCAGAGGGAGUGGUGUGCAUGGAGCACUCAUGGUAAGAGCUUAUGUUUGUUAACCCUUGUUGAAGUAGGAUGUGUUACUGGAUGCCUAAAGUACAAUAAUAAUAUUAUUGCACUUUGGCAUCCAGUUAAAAUUAUUUUAACUGCAGUCUGAUAACUUAGUUGACAAGUGAAAUGAAAGAAAAUAUUGUAAGUACUCUUAUCGUCUUCUUUCUGGCACAACAUAUCUCUAUUGGGAGAUGAUGGUUGUGAGCUCUACUUUAAUUAACUAAAUAAAUGGGGUUUUGUUCUUCCAGGCCUUGGCCACCCCUCUAAGAGGGUUGGGGUAAGGGGUGGGGUUUGAGGUUGGAGAGUUUGCCUUGGGCUGAGUUACUUGAAGGAUGAUUAGUACAAAUCCAGGGCUGGUAAGCAUAUGGCAACUCAUAAUAUGUUCACUAGUUCUCUAGUUAAUUUAAGUUAACCUGGAUUUUAUAGCUAACUGUGUGGGCUUCAAGCAACUGACAGCCUUGAUGUGUUAUGUCCUCAUGAAACUACAGUUUCCUUGAAGACAUUAUUUGCCUGUCUAUUGAAAAUAUAAUGGGGCAAGCUAGUAACCUGCAUGUGCAGGAAAGAACAGUUCAUUGAAACUUACUCACUGAUGUAGCUAACUUCUUGCAAGUCAAAGGUAAACUUCUAUUUUACGUAACAUAAUCUUUCAACCUUUAAUUCAAUUUACAUUCACACUAUCACUUACAGAUUCUUGAUCCCCGCUUCACGGCAGAGAGUCUGGCAGCAUUAUUGUCCAUCCCAACUAGUAAAACACUCCUUCGAAGGCAUUUAGCAACUCACUUCCAGUCACUCGUAGGAGCAGAGUGUCAUUGUGUGAAGGAAGAAGCUGCCGCUGACCCAACAUUUCAGCAGCUAAUGCCUGGCAUCAAACACAAGGUAGAGUCAAAACAUAGUUGACUGCUUUCUUGGAUAUUUUUAAGGAAUGUCUAGCUGACUUGAAAACAUUUUCCCUCUAAAACACAAACUGUAAAAAUUUAUAUCCAACUGAAUAGCUAAUGCCUAAAAUGUUUCUGAAAAGAACUAACUUGAAUUGGGAAAGUAUGCAGUCCAAGAUUGGUGUUUUGAGCAAGGGGCAGUAAUGUUUUUGAGACAACAAAAUUAUUAUGUUCUAUCAUAUUUAUAUUUCACCUUAGAAGAUAAAAAAAAUCAUGAUUUCAACAUGUGUUGAGACAAAUCAUUCAUCAACUGUUGACUUUGUUUUUGUCAUCCAAAGAACCAUAUUUUCAGCACAGUUGACUAAAUUGUUUCACUUGCUUGUCCGGAAUUCUAAUAGAUUGUGAAAAGGACAGUAUCUUUGGGUGCUCUCCGGAAGCGUGGGAAAGGGGACCUGGAACUGGAUGACUAUGUAUGUCCAAUGGACCUUGAAGUGCCUCCAGCACUAAAGUCUUAUGUCAUGCAGCGAGGUAGAAGGUCAACUGACUCCAUUCGAUCCAGGAUAAGAAGUGAUGAUGAAGGCAGUCUUCAGGUAUUUACAACCAUCUGCAAGAAUGGUAGCUUUGAAUGAGUACUAGAUUAUGUGGCAGAGUUUUUUGGUGAUGGAGUGGUCGAUUUCAAAGUGCAAUGAAACGAUAAUUAUUACUACAUAACGACAAGAUACUUUCUAAGCUGGCUUAUCAGUUCACAAGUUUGAGAUAAUUUUUUUAUUUUUUAGACUGAUGAACAUGUUUCAGGAACAAUAGGUGCCUUCUCUCAGGAACUUGACUCUCUAACAGUAAGUACUGACAUUUGUUUUGCUAAUAAUUGCAGUUAUUGAUUUAUUGAUUAAAUCUGUAUGAAGAAAAAGUCAUAAGUUUUACAGACUGAUCACUGGGAUUUCCUGUUCACCAGAUCUCAGGGAUCACUUCACUUCAAUGUAUUUGUGUUUCGAUUAUCACUUAUAGUCAUUUGCAUUCUUAUGGAUCAGCCAGCCUGCAACAACAUCACAUUAUAAAUAUAGGUGUUACAGUGUGUAAGAUUCAGAUGCACAUUUCUUCUUUCUAGAGCCUAGAGAAGGGUGUCCAUUAAGGAGAAGAUCUGGAGUCAGCUUUGCUGUAAUACUUUUCUAUUUGAUUGUUUUCGCCCAACACAGUUCAAAAUAAGAAAUUCUAAACCCAAGAAAAAAAAAAACAGCAACAACAACAGGAGAAAGGCAUUAUUGGCGAGGAAAAUACUUUGGGAGUCAUUUUAACCAAACUAUUAUUUUCUCCUUUGUUCCAUUUUGUAGCACAUGUUGAAAGAAGAAAGACAUAAUGCCAGGGAUGCCCUUAUCUAG
Molecule: messenger RNA, 15801 nt
Organism: Porites lobata
Lineage: Eukaryota; Metazoa; Cnidaria; Anthozoa; Scleractinia; Poritidae
Source: the annotation of a GenBank genome assembly